This is a messenger RNA of Phytomonas sp. Hart1, 3351 nucleotides long. Lineage: Eukaryota; Euglenozoa; Kinetoplastea; Trypanosomatida; Trypanosomatidae. The record is from the annotation of a GenBank genome assembly.
AUGUUACAUCCUCCACCAAGCACAAAACAUAUUAUUCAACAGACGCCAUGCCCAGCGAUAUCGAUCGAAAAACCUAUCAACGAUCCUUCUGACAAACGCGUCACACCUACAAAAAAUAGAUUAGCGCAACCCAAGCCUCCUAAUAUUCCGACACUUCCUUUAGGGCCCCAUCUACGCGACAGUGCCACACCCGAAACCUUGUCGUUAACAUCCCCCACCGCUUCCACACCUACUAGCACGACCUCGGAUGAAAAUGACGACUCAAAGACGGAAUCGCAACCGCCUCCCAUCCUUAGCCUAGACCGUGCGGUUUUCAGCUCCGAAAGCUUCUCCCCCGCAAGGUUUGUGAACAACAUCACGAACGUGGUUCUGUUCAAGAUACUUCAGAAACACCAACGGAGCGCGGCGCUGCGGCUGGACCGGUACGAAGAUGUCAACCCGGCCUCAUCCCCCCCUCCCCCACCGCGGCUCCGCGCGAGUGAUGGAUCCGACCUCUUCAGUAGCCCUCACAUCGCCCCCGGCUUCCGCCAGCAGUACGGCACGGAGGGCGAAAAUGUGGACUAUCGCGAGACCGCGCAGCAGCUCUCCGCCGUCCUGGGCUACGCCGCCGAGGAGGUCGAGACCUUCCUCGGGGAGGAGCGUGCGCAGCUCGGGGUGCUGGAGGCCCAGUGCAAACGGGUGAAGGCGCAGGAACGGCAGCGGCUGGGGAGCGUGCGGAUGGGGCUCGAGGGCACCACGGCCCGCCUGUAUGCGUACGGCAACCGCGUCGCGAACGCCCAGGCCGCCGCGGAGGGGAUCGAGGAGCACCUUUCCCAGUCCAACGCGCGAGUGCAGCGCGGGAAAGCGGUGGGGCAGCUCUUGCGGUACUUCAAAAACCUCACCGGGAUCGAGACGGAGAAGCUCACCGGCCUGCUGAAGGCGCUGUCCAAGACGCGUCUCACCCAGCGCGCGGCGAUUACGCGGCGCUGGGAGUCCGGCGACGUCUCCUCAUCCAACCCGCGCUACUUCACAACCUCGAGCGCCGCCAUCGAGGGGGAUCCGCAAUCAGCUCACCCCAAUGGGCUCCUCAAAGCCGGCGAUUCACCUGGCAACGCGGCGAAGGCCAACUCACAUCAUAGAAAUGGCGAGGUCGAUGACCCUAAACGCCACGGCCCCGAGGACAAUGAAAUGAUAAACCAAUCUGGUGUGGAGCUGGCGGACGUCAAGCUGGAUCGUGUUGAGGCCGCGGCAGUGGCAUCCGGGUUAGACCGCGUGCUUGCCGCCCGAAGCUACACAGAGGUACAGGCGGAGUGGGGUCAAAAACUUCUCUCCUUGUCCUCAGAGAUCGGCAACUUAGUUAGUAAUACGGAAAAUAUUGAGAUCUAUGUGUCCUGGCUGCGCGAAGAGCUUGUCGCGGAUCUCUUUCAUGUUGUUGGCUGCUUCAAGAACUUCUAUAAUAGUGAUCCUCAGGAAACUAAGCAUCGGCUCUACACUUCUGCGCUGCUUAAGACGAUGGAGCUCAUCUCGCGAUUAUAUUCUGCCAUCACCCCAUCGAACGAUGCCAUGCUCAAGGUGUUAUUCUCGAGGACCAUUAAUGAUCUGGCUCUAGGGUUAUUUAGCGAAUACAACCCGACCCCACUUCCCAAUCCGACAAUGCGAUCGUCAGGCUCUGCACCGGUGAGCGCGAUGGUUCACUUUUCAGAGCACAUGGAAAAAGGUCUCGAGAAGGCUUUUUCGUUUCUCGCGAAAGAGGUACAACGCGAUGUGAUUGUGGUGGAGACGAUUUUUGGCACCAUCGGCACGGUGCGGCAUCAGCUUCUCACUGAAGUAACCGAGGGAGUUGUGAAACCUUUUGUGGAGCAACAGAUUAAACUCGCAGAGACGUUCCAGAUCUCGGUACUUGACACCGACGCAAGCCUUUCACCACGCAGCAAGCGAAAAUUUUCAAAUGUUGUGGCAGACGCGAUCGCCUACUACCACACUGUCAAGGUUUCUCUUUUUCUCCUCUAUCAACAAUACGUCAGGGAUCUCAAAACGAGCUUCACCGAGAUCGAGGUGGAUUUUUUGGACCGCUUAGGGAAAACGAUCUUUGUGAAACGCUCCAACUACUGUAGCUCGCGAGCGGAGCUCUCUCUUCUGGAGCGCUAUUUUAAGCUAAUUGAGGAAAAAUACACACGACAGCUGCUCAUCGUGCCCGCUCAGUGCUAUGAUGUCCGCGUGGCGCAUAUGACGAAAACUAAAGAGCAGAUCGAUCGAUUCACCGAAGUCGCGACGCGGGUGAAAAUCUAUACCCUCCCCCAAGACGUCGCGCCUUAUAUGCUUGCCCUGAUUCAAGCGGCAUUCACCAAAAUUGGUGCCUCCCUUGACGAGGUGCUCAGUAAAACGCUUGAUGCGAUGCGAGCGGACCGCGAGAGCUGGCGUCAGAAACCAAAAAAUGAAGAGGAUCUGCUCAACCCCCAAAGGGCCGAAUCUCAGCAGUGCGGCUUUCGCAUGCUACUUUUUGCGCAGUCAUCGCUAAUGCAAUUGUGGGGUGCGACCUCGGCGAUGAUCGCUCCCCUCCUCGAGACCCACCCACGCCUCUCACAAGACGUCGAUGAGGCUUGGCGCGACGCCCUUGAGGUUCUGGACGAGCAUGCCGAAAAGCUCUUGAAUAUGUGUGCACAGGCGAUUAUCAUUCGCGCUCUUUCGAUUCUCGUUCAGUAUCAAACCCGAGUCGAUUACCAACCGCUCCAUUUCGGAAAGAACGACGCCUCGGAGAUCGAAGUGGCGCCGUGCUCGCGGGCCUGCACUCUUUUUUGCUACUACAUCACGCGUCAGUUCGAAAUAGCGAAGGAAUUCAUUCGAAAUUCGGAUGUGCAGAUCGCACAACGAGAAACUGUCAUGGGUCGGAUGCGUUGCGAAGAAGGCACCCAACCCAAUGAAGAACCGCUUUCCUUUAUAGCGAAUAUGGGUAUGUCCUCGGCCCCGAAUAACGGUAUUAAUGCUUUUCGCGCACAAAUACAAGCAAUGAAUCUUCCGCAGCUUCUCUAUGGUGGUGGUGAACCUUCCUCUUUUGUGCGCACUGUUGGUGUGUGUUUGUAUCGCGGUAUCUCAGCUCAUGUAAAGUCUUUCGCUGUGAAUAACCGUGGGGCGUUGGUGUACAAGCAAGAUAUGACCGCCUACAAAGAAGCAAUGUCACCAUUGAUCAGCAUUCCUGGACCAAGCAGCGCCCUCGUAGACACGCUUUUCCAGAUUUUGAAAGAAACAAGCAGUUUGUUGUUAAUACCACUCAAUCGUAUUAAGGAGGUAAAGCAAUCUGGUAUGCUGAGGCUUCUAAAUGACGCAGAGAAGAUGCGGUUCAUAAAGAUGCGUGAGGACAUGCAUGAACCCUAG